AAACCCUUUUUUCUUUGAUCCAUUCUCUCUCUUCGUUUUUCUAUUGCUCUACUCUUCCUUCCUUUUCUGGGAUUUAUUUUUUUACUUCCAUUCAAAGAGAAAUAUCAUCAAUUUUACUUCUUACUCUUCACAAAAACUCGUUUUCAAGCUUCCGGAUUACACAGAAACCGCUAAUUUGAAGCUAUUUUAUUCAAUUGCUUAAAAUAAAUCACCCAGAAGAACAUAAUAACAGAUAUAAGUUCUUCUUGGGUUGGAGCUCAUAAAGUGAAAUCUUGUGGCAAUUUCUCCAUUGGGCUCACGUUCUACACAUUUUUUGAAGUUUGGAGGGGAUGGUCAACCGCUCUGUGAGAUGUUGAUUGAUGGAUUCUGAAGGCAGGAAGUUUGGAAGAGGUCCGAGAGAGCUUACAGGUGCCGUUGAUCUGAUAACUCAUUACAAAUUGAUACCGCAUCACGAGUUUUUUUGCAAGAAGUCUCUUCCUGUAUCAAUUGCAGACACAUAUUAUCUUCACAAUGUGGUUGGGGACACGGAAAUCAGGAAGGGUGAAGGAAUGCAGUUGGAUCAGUUAACGACAUCAUAUUCACUGGAUGGAGUUACACGCAUACGGCCCUUUGAUUUAGAUUCUCUGAGAGAAGCCUUUCAUUUAAGGGAAACAACCCCUGUUGAGUUACCUCCUUCAGAGAAAGGGGUACCGACAAUUGCAGGAAAAUCUAAAAGCGAGUCGAAAGAAAAGGAGAGAAAGCACAAAAAGCACAAGGACAGGGACAAAGAGAAGGACAAAGAACAUAAGAAGCACAAGCACCGCCAUAAAGACCGGAGUAAAGACAAGGACAAAGAUAAGGACAAGAAAAAGGAUAAAAGCGGGCUUCAUGAUUCCAGCGGUGAACAUUCAAAGAAACACCAUGAUAAGAAGAGGAAGCAUGAUGGUGAUGAAGAUGUUAAUGACAUUCAUAGACAUAAAAAGAGUAAGCAUAAAAGCUCAAAAUUAGAUGAGAUGGGUGUAAUAAAGGUUGCUGGGUGAGGCAUUUGCUGGUAGUUUGUUCAAUUAUCGUUCUCAAUGUUGGGGAUUUCAAGGAGUUGAUUACUUCCAUGCAAUGAAUCGAGAGUACGUGCUAAUAUGACGAUUGCGUGGAAGGUGAACUCGUGUAAGAACAUACAGAUGAAAGGUACAGAUUGUUGUUGGUGACAUUCUGUACCAUCUCGAGAUCCCCUUUAAUAUAAUUGCUAGUAGCCCCUGUUGAAUUCUAAUCAUUUUGUUUUCUGUUUAUAUGGCGCUUCGGAUAUUCCCAUCUCAUGUCCAUUAUGAUUUAACAUUUUUUUUCUAGAGGUCUUAAUUUGAGCACUCUUACCAAUCUAACCGAGUUAGAAAUUGCCGCUGAUUUGUAGGCGGAAAACGUUUAGGAUUGGUUGAAAGUGCUAAUGUAUUUCUCGUUUUACUUCUACGUCUAGGAGAGUCUCGUCAUUUUUGUCAUUGUCGAUUGUCUAAACACGUAGGCAGAAUGUAAGGGUAGGCGUGUAUCCUAACUGAUAUAUCGUUGUACAUUAUAUUGAAUCGGGAGUAUGGUUCUCGGAAGUUACGAAAUUUGUUAGUAGACGUCUCUGCAUAAGUCACCGAUGAGUGUUUACCUGUUACUGAUGGAUGUGAAAAUUCUUCUGUAUUCUUAAGUCUCGAUUAAUGAUAUCAGUUUUGCAUCGA
This is a messenger RNA of Amaranthus tricolor (Joseph's coat), 1694 nucleotides long. RefSeq names its product mediator of RNA polymerase II transcription subunit 19a. NCBI's taxonomy places the organism in Eukaryota, Viridiplantae, Streptophyta, Magnoliopsida, Caryophyllales, Amaranthaceae. Gene Ontology annotation, biological process: positive regulation of transcription by RNA polymerase II. Bases 360 to 1019 code for a protein of 219 amino acids. Gene Ontology annotation, cellular component: mediator complex. The transcript is spliced from 8 exons. The record is from RefSeq and is a predicted model, not a curated record. Gene Ontology annotation, molecular function: transcription factor binding; transcription coregulator activity.